Tupaia belangeri chinensis (Chinese tree shrew) is the source of this 1155-nucleotide messenger RNA. It is a transcript of the gene WDR54, whose product is annotated as WD repeat domain 54. Gene Ontology annotation, molecular function: protein binding. The record is from RefSeq and is a predicted model, not a curated record. NCBI's taxonomy places the organism in Eukaryota, Metazoa, Chordata, Mammalia, Scandentia, Tupaiidae. The transcript has 10 exons. The coding region runs from base 98 to 1102 and encodes 334 amino acids.
CCCGGCGGCCGUGCGUACUGCGUCGUCUCUAUGGUGGCGGCGGAUUCGGAGGGACCGAAGGAUCCCGGAGCAGGGCGAUCAGAUCUGCCGCUGCAGGAUGUUCCGCCGGGAGGGCUCCAUCCCUCUCCGAAGCUCAGCCGCCGCCCUGUGCAACAACCUCAGCGUGCUGCAGCUGCCCGCGCACAACCUCACCCACUUCGGGGUGGUUCAUGGACCAAGCGCGCAGCUUCUCAGCGCUGCCCCUGAGGGCGUGCCCUUGGCCCAGCGGCAGCUGCAUGCUAAGGAGGGCGCUGGGGUGAGCCCCCCACUUAUCACUCAGGUCCACUGGUGUGCCCUGCCCUUCCGAGUCCUGCUGGUGCUCACUUCACAUCGUGGGAUACAAAUGUAUGAGUCUGAUGGCUCCAUCAUGGUCUACUGGCAUGCACUGGAUGGUGGAGAUGCCCCUCCAGUACAAGCUGUGUUUGCCCGAGGAAUUGCUGCCAGUGGCCACUUCAUCUGUGUGGGGACGUGGUCAGGCCGGGUGCUGGUGUUUGACAUCCCAGCCAAGGGUCCCAACAUCGUACUGAGUGAGGAGCUGGCUGGGCACCAGACACCAGUCACAGACAUCGCUGCCGAGCCUGCGCAGGGACAGGAUUGUAUGGCUGACAUUGUGACAGCAGAUGACUCGGGCCUGCUGUGUGUCUGGCGGUCAGGACCUGAAUUCACUUUAUUGGCCCGCAUUCCAGGAUUUGGGACCCCAUGCCCUUCUGUACAGCUGUGGCAGGGGAUUGUAGCAGCAGGCUAUGGGAACGGGCAGGUGCGUCUGUAUGAGGCCACUACAGGGACGCUGCAUGUCCAGAUAAAUGCCCAUGCUCGGGCCAUCUGUGCUCUGGACCUGGCUCCUGAGAAGGGCAAGCUGCUCUCUGCAGCCGAGGACACAUUUGUGCACAUCUGGAAGCUGGACAGAAACCCAGAGAGUGGUGACAUUGAGGUGGGACACUGUCAUGGUGAGUGUAUACCCGACACCCAGGUGUGUGGCGCUCGGUUCUGUGACCCCUCGGGCAGCUCCUUUGCUGUGACUGGCUACGACCUUGCCGAGAUCCUGAGAUUCAGCAGUGCAUGACAGAAGAGCAGCCUUCCCCGUCCCCGCGGUAUUUAUAAAGUACCUUCCACCCA